CUUCUAAAUAUAAGUGGAGAAAAGAAACAUCAUCACAUCACUAAACUUAUUAUGGAGCAAAAUAUAUUUUCUUUUCUUCUUGCAUACAGAGAGUUCAAGCCACACCUGCUUAUGAUCUUUGCCCAAGUAAGCUACACCUUUCUAUUUUUCAUCACUGAAGCUUCCUUCAACCAUGGAAUGAGUCCUUAUGUUUAUGUUACAUAUCGCCAUGUCGUGGCCGGGAUUGUGAUGUUCCCUUUUGCAUACUUUCUAGAGAGAAAAGUAAGGCCAAAGUUGACAUUUGCUCUUUUUAUGGAAAUUUUUUUGCUUUCUGUGUUGGGGAUAACUUUGUCUCUCAAUUUGUACUUUGCAAGCUUAAAGUAUACUUCUCCAACAUUUGUUGCUUCCAUGUACAACACCGUAUCUUCCCUUACCUUCAUUAUUGCAUUGGCACUCAGGUUUGAAGUUGUUGAUAUUAGAAAUCCACGUGGCAUAGCAAAGGUAUUUGGGACAAUAAUCUCCUUAGCUGGUGUUAUGACCAUGACACUAUACAAGGGACCUAUAAUGAAAAAUUUGUGGCAUCCUCUAAUCCAUAUUCAACCAAAAAGUGCUUCUAUCAGUGAGGGAGGGUUAAGGGGUUCACUUCUUACAGUUUCAUGCUGUGUUACAAUUUCUAUGUGGUACAUUAUGCAGGCAUCUACUUUGAAAAGAUACCCUGCUGAAUUAUCACUCACUACAUGGAUGUGCUUUAUUGGAGCAGCACAAUCGGCUGUUUUCACAAUGAUAGUAGAACACAAUAACCCUUCAGUAUGGAUUAUAGGGAUCAACAUCGACUUGUGGUCUACAUUAUACGGGGGAAUUGUUGUUGGUGGAUUGUUGAUGUACAUUCAACUAUGGUGCACUGUGAAAAAAGGCCCAGUUUUUGUCACAGUCUUUAACCCUCUUUGUACAAUAUUUGUGGCAAUUCUAGCGUACUUCAUCUUUGGUGAAAAACUUUAUUUGGGCAGCAUCAUAGGUGCAUUUAUUGUCAUUAUGGGUCUGUAUUUGUUGCUGUGGGGUAAAGAAGGUGACAAAGAAGUUGAUUUCAAGACCAAGCAGUUCACUAGUGAAGACCCAGAAUGCAAAGUGUAGUGAGUAAAGUUAGUUGGAAAGGUAGAAGUGUACACAAAUCCAAGUGAGAAUAGAAUGAAAUUUGUAUAUCAUAAUGAGGAUUUGUAGGUUUAUUCUGGCUAUGUACACUUUUUGUGCAAAACCAAGGUUACACAAAGUUUGUUUUCUGCUAGAAUUAGAUUUCUUACUGUGUGACGCAGUUACAGUUCUCGGCCAUCCGAUCUAGAUUGAUGGUUGAAAUUGUUUUCAUGUGUGAAUGGAUUGUGUGAUCUAGACAAUCUUAUAUCAAAUCAGAGCCAAAAUUUUGUAGUGUGUGAAACUGUAAGAAUGUUGGACAA
Trifolium pratense (red clover) is the source of this 1427-nucleotide messenger RNA. Its product is annotated as WAT1-related protein At5g07050-like. Gene Ontology annotation, molecular function: transmembrane transporter activity. The transcript has 7 exons. The record is from RefSeq and is a predicted model, not a curated record. The coding region runs from base 52 to 1110 and encodes 352 amino acids. Lineage: Eukaryota; Viridiplantae; Streptophyta; Magnoliopsida; Fabales; Fabaceae. Gene Ontology annotation, cellular component: plasma membrane.